CAAACGACGCCGUUGUGUUUGUCCACUUCUCUCACCAACCCAAAAAUCAAGACGCCGUUUCCCUUGUGAACCAUUUGAACAAUCAAACACUUUCUUUAUAAACACUCCCACUUGCUUUCGGAUCUUUCCACCAACCUUCCCCUAAAAGAUCUUGCUUUCCUUCCAUCUCUUCGUCCCCGAAAUCUAUAGCCAUGGCAGCCACAGCCUCAACCACCUCUCAUUCCCUUCUCCUCCAAAAGACCCCUCAAAAUCACGCCUUUCUUAAACCCAACUCCACCACCUUCACUCUCACCUAUCAAAGGUCUCCCAAACCCUUCUCCAUCUCUUGUUCAGCAACUACUCCUACCCAAGAUCGCCCCUUGGUCCAAUCCCAACCUCAAGAUCGGGUCUUUAACUUCGCCGCUGGACCCGCCACCUUACCCGAGAACGUUCUCCUCAAGGCCCAAUCCGAGCUUUACAACUGGCACGGAUCUGGCAUGAGCGUUAUGGAAAUGAGCCACCGUGGAAAAGAUUUCCGUUCUAUUAUUGAAAAAGCAGAGGCCGAUCUUCGUGCCCUCCUCAACAUCCCUGAGGACUAUGCCGUUUUGUUCCUCCAAGGUGGCGCCACGACCCAGUUCGCUGCUGUCCCUUUGAAUCUCUCUCGGCCAGAUGACACCGUUGAUUAUCUGGUUACCGGCUCGUGGGGAGACAAGGCUUUCAAGGAAGCUCAGAAAUAUUGCAAGCCAAAAGUCAUUUGGAAUGGAAAAUCAGAGAAAUACGUCAGGGUCCCUUCGUUUGAUGGUUUAGAACAAAGCCCAAAUGCCAAGUAUUUGCAUAUAUGCGCUAAUGAAACUAUUUAUGGGGUUGAGUUCAAGGAAUAUCCAGUGCCCAGCAACCCAAAUGGGGUUCUUGUAGCUGAUAUGUCUUCCAAUUUUUGUUCCAAGCCUGUUGAUGUAACCAGGUUUGGGUUGAUUUAUGCUGGUGCGCAGAAGAAUGUGGGGCCAGCAGGGGUUUGCAUCGUGAUCGUCAGGAAGGAUCUUAUAGGAAAUGCACAAGAGAUUAGCCCAGUGAUGCUUGAUUACAAGAUCCAUGCUGAGAACAACUCCUUGUAUAAUACACCUCCUUGUUUUGGGAUUUAUAUGUGUGGGUUGGUGUUUGAAGAUCUUUUGAAACAGGGAGGACUGGAAGAGGUUGAGAAGAAGAAUAAAAAAAAAGCUGGUAUAUUAUACAAUGCCAUUGAUGAAAGCAAGGGAUUCUACAGGUGUCCUGUUGAGAAAUCAGUAAGGUCACUGAUGAAUGUGCCAUUUACAUUGGAGAAGCCAGAGUUGGAGGCUGAGUUUUUGAAGGAAGCUGAUAGGGAGAAGAUGGUGCAGCUCAAGGGACAUAGGUCGGUGGGGGGCAUGCGAGCUUCUAUUUAUAAUGCUAUGCCCUUGGCUGGAGUUGAGAAGUUAGUUGCGUUCAUGAAGGAUUUCCAGGCAAGGCAUGCAUGAUUCAUGCCUCUUGCUAUACAAGGGCGGUGGUUCUUUUUUUUUUUUUUUUUUUUCUCAUGAAGGUGUUUUUGUUCUCUCUUUAUGUUUGCUUUCGUUUUUAUAAUGUCGGGUAGGUUUUUAAGUACUAUGGAUGAUAAACUGCAAGCUAUUCUUUGGGAAAUGCUGGAAGUUCCAAGCAGCGGAAGUUUAGCAAGAUUUUUGUAAGAGAUUGACAUGAUUUGCUACUUUCGUCUCUGUUUUAGCUUCUUCGUCGUACAAUGUUAAAUAAUAAUCUAAUAAAAAGAAGGUGGCUUGAAUUUUUAUGUUUUA
Molecule: messenger RNA, 1778 nt
Organism: Durio zibethinus
Lineage: Eukaryota; Viridiplantae; Streptophyta; Magnoliopsida; Malvales; Malvaceae
Product: phosphoserine aminotransferase 2, chloroplastic-like
Biological process (GO): L-serine biosynthetic process
Cellular component (GO): chloroplast stroma; cytoplasm
Molecular function (GO): O-phospho-L-serine:2-oxoglutarate transaminase activity; pyridoxal phosphate binding
Source: RefSeq, a predicted model, not a curated record